Molecule: messenger RNA, 2276 nt
Organism: Nothobranchius furzeri (turquoise killifish)
Lineage: Eukaryota; Metazoa; Chordata; Actinopteri; Cyprinodontiformes; Nothobranchiidae
Gene: dipk1aa
Product: divergent protein kinase domain 1Aa
Source: RefSeq, a predicted model, not a curated record
AAGCACCCUUUGUACCUUCAUACACACACGUUUUCUGGUGAAUAAGUCAAUGUGUGUGUGAUCCACUCGGAUAUUCCCUGCGCCGAAUGACUGUUUAUGACCGGAAGUCAUGUUUGGUCCUGGCUUUUAUUGUGAAAGAACUACGGAAAUGGUUUUGGUGGUGAACUUGACCUGCGAGCUGGGUAAUAAAGUACAUAGAAACCGCACUCUCGUGAUUAUUGCGUCGGUAGGAGCUGCUGCUGCCAAGCGGAGCCGCGAAAGCGCAACACCAAUCCCCGGACGGGACAACCCGGGCGUCCCGACCGCCGCGGGUCGCGGUGAGGCUGGAGCUCCAGACCUGUGUGCUUUGGAUGAUCCUCCCCGGGUCCAUGAUCCAUGUCUGCGAUGGCGAAGGCUCUGUUUCCACGGGCCUGGGUGAAGAAGUCCUUCUACUUCCAGGCUCGGGUCUCCUGUGUGCGGGUGAAGUACCUGUUCCUCACAUGGCUGGCGGUGCUGGUGGGCAGCUGGGUGCUUUAUGUGCAAUACUCAGCCUACACGGAGCUGUGCAGGGGACACGAGUGCAAGAGCGCCAUUUGUGAUAAAUACCGGAGGGGGAUCAUCGAUGGCUCAGCCUGCAGCAGUCUGUGUGACAAAGAAACACUUUACCUGGGCAGGUGUCUGUCCACACUAGCAAACAACCAGGUGUACACGGGAAGCUGGGGAGACUAUAGUGGGCUCAUCCGCUGUAAUCUGGGGGAGGUGGUGCAUUAUGAGCUGGGGGAGGAACCAGAGCCCCACAGACAGGCCUUCGCAUUCGACAAGCCGACCAGAGGCACCUCGGUGGAGAAGUUCAAAGAGAUGGUCUUCAAUCACCUGAAGUCCAAGCUUGGAGAAGAUCCCAACCUAGCCAGCCUGGUCAGCCAGAUCCUCUCUGUUGCCGACGGUAACCGGGAUGGACGGGUGUCCCUACCAGAGGCUCGCUCGACAUGGGCCCUGCUGCAGAUGGACGAGGUGUUGCUGGGUCUGCUGCUCCAGGACCGUGGACACACCCCUCGCCUCCUUGGCUACUGCGGGGACCUCUACAUGACGGAGCGGGUCCCCUACGGGCCGCUGUACGGCCUCUCGCUGCCAUGGCCUCUUGUGUCCUGGGUUCCUGGUGGCUUGCAGCGCGCCAUGGACCAGUGGUUCACUCCAUCCUGGCCUCGCAAAGCUAAAAUCUCCAUGGGGCUUCUGGAGCUGGUGGAGGACAUCUUCCAUGGCACCUACGGGAGCUUCCUGAUCUGCGACCUUGCUGCAGCACACUUCGGUUACACCGACCGCCACGAGCUGCGUCUCACCAACACACGAGUGAUGGUUCCUGAGGACGAGUUCAGACGCUCCAUGCAAGUCCUGAAGUGUGAGACGGAUGCUGACUGUGUGUACGGGGUGGACUGCCACACAUCCUGUGACUCGACAGCGAGGCGGUGCAGGGUGGAGCCGCUGCAGCCGAACCUGGCAAAGGCGUGCGGUGCUCUGAAGGACUACCUUCUGCGCGGGGCACCUUCAGAGCUGAGAGAAGAGCUGGAGCAGCAGCUGUACUCCUGCAUGGCUCUGAGGGGAAACGCUGGACAGAUGAACAUGGAGCACUCGCUCAUCCUGAACAACCUGAAAGCUCUGCUGUGGAGACAGAUCUCACACACCAAGGACUCCUGACGAUGAGGACGCUGCCCUGUGGAACCAUGGCUGCGUCUCCAGGCAGAACCGGUGAAAAGAAGCUGGGAGGGUUCUGGUUGUUGCAUCUUUGUACGACUGACUGAAUGACUGCAUGCUGUGGUCAGCCUGGAUCUUCUCCCAGCCACGGUUCUGAUUUCAGGUCUUUGACUUGCAGACAUUCAUCUCCACACCACCUUCUGAAGGUCCCACGUCAGCUGAUCCAGGUCUGGAGUCUACUGGAUCCCUGCUGGACUAGUCAGGACCACGGCCUUAAACCCUGGCGGAGGUCAAGCGCGUUCGUUCAUGUCUGAGUUUCAGACGCAGACCGGAGUCGUUUAAGACCUGUACUUCUACUCUGAAACACCACAAAUGUGGCGUCGCACCACCCAGACUCCUGGUGGAGUCUCCUCGUGGUGGCCCGUUUAAGGUGGACUGCUAGAGAUGUGAACGACUAUUUUAUUCUGUAUGCUGCUGCUGCACUGAUGAAUGUGACCUGUAGUGUUCUGUCGUUGCCAUGGUGAUUGUUGGCUCCCGUUGUAGGGAACCUGCCGGGUGGAAACGAGACACCAGCAUGAUUUUUGCACAAUAAACAUCAGACCACCUCA